AUGGCUAUUUGCAGGAUGGAGAGCCCAGAAACCAGUAGCUGCUCAGUCCAAGAGUUGGAGUCUCGGAAUGAGAGGGAACAGUGGUGCAGCCCCAGUCUGAGGCUGAAGGCCUGGAAGUUCCCAGGAGAGUUGCUGCAUCAUGCCGCAGUACAGCUGUACCAGGGCAGUGUGACACGUUGCCAAGGGACCAAAGAAAAUGCCUGGAUAUGGAGAAAUGCCUGGAGGGAGGGUCUAGUGGUGAUAGGCCAAAGAGGUAGCACCUCUGUCCAGUGGUGGCCAUUUGGUCGUUCCAAUGAGCAGCGGGCGCGGGAAGCUGGAGCCCGCCCCAGGCGCAGCCGCGCGCCUCCCUCCACCUCCCUGCCGGUUCUUUUCACCCUGAGCGCCGCUCCAGCCCGGAGGCGCCCCGUCUCCUGCCCAGCCAUGGGGAGCCCUACGCUUCUUUUUCUGCUUUCAGUGGUGCUAAUCGCGAUGGACAGCGAGGCCGAUGAAGCAGAGUGUAACAAUACGCGGCAAGCUGCAUGUGGUGGAAAGUGCAUUCCUGUGGCCUGGCUCUGCAAUGGUGAGCAAGAGUGCGCAGAUGGAACUGACGAACAGUGUGAGGAAGCAUGCCGUGGACAUCCACAAGCCUGGCAGUGUGACGAUGGGAGGUGCAUUUCUGUCAGUUGGCUUUGUGAUGGUGCUGGGGACUGCUUGGAUGGCUCCGAUGAGGUUGAUUGUGACGUGAAGGUGACAGCAUGUCCAGACCAUAAAGUCCAGUGUCCAGGAAAGUCUCGGUGCCUGGAUGCUGGGGAACUCUGCGAUCUCCAUCAGGACUGUGCAGAAGGGUCCGACAGAGCACACUGCCCCCAGAGCCAUUGUCUGGCUGGGCAGUGGCAGUGCCAGAACAAGGUGUGUGUGAUGGACAGCUGGAGGUGCGAUGGCAUCGACCAGUGUGGCGACUCCUCAGAUGAGCACGUCUGUGCUUCCUGUCCAGAAGGCCUGGUUGGAUGUGAUGAAGGGAGAUGCAUCCCAGAAUCUCUGAUGUGUGAUGGGGAAGCAGACUGUGCAGAUGGCACCGAUGAACCCACCACAUGUGGUAAAAACUGCUCUGUGAUGAACGGUGGCUGUGAAGGCCAGUGCAGUGACACACACUGGGGUGUCCGGUGUUCCUGCAGGGCAGGAUGGUGGUUGCAGCCCGACGGGCAGAGCUGUGCAGAUAUAGAUGAAUGCUCUAUGGUGUUCAGUCCUUGUGGCCAGCUAUGUCACAAUACACCAGGCUCUUACUCCUGUGACUGUAUUCAAGGUUACCAACUGAACAAUGGGACUGAAUGUCGAGUUACAGAUGAUGGUAUUAAAAUUCUUAUAGCAAGAGAUCAAGAGCUUGGUUUCCUGGAUCGAAGAACAGGCAACUAUGAGACUCUGAUUCCUAUAAAAUCAAGGCCCAUUUCUAUUGCAUAUGACCUUGAGAGAAGCACAUAUAUCUGGGUAGAUGAAGUCCUAAAUGUGUUUGUCCUUGGGAAACCAAACUCUGUUCCCCUUUACCCAGAGCUCACAGCGGUGAAUAGCAUCUCCUUGGACUGGUCCACAGGACAGUUGUAUUGGGCUAGCAGCUUUGCAAGGGUCAUCUGUGCUGGCUUAAGUGAUGGCAGAGGCUAUGUCAAAAUUUUGGAAAAGGAUCUUGUGCCAGAGCAGCUGGUUGUGUUUCCUGAAAAGAAGUACUUGUAUUGGGUGAAUCGAGGUGGGACAGGCGUGAGGGCUGUUGAGUCUGCAGGCAUGGAUGGCUCUGACAGGAAGGUGCUCACUGUCCUAACCACAGAGGAGCCUUUAGGACUGACGUUGGACCAUGUGACUGGCAGGCUCUACUGGAUCAGUGAACACAAAAAGUCCAUAGAGACAGUGAAAGUGGAUGGAAGCGGGAGGUACACCUUUCCUGAGAUCUUCCUGGAAGAUGAAAACCCAGUAGGACUGGCUGUCUUUGAGAACUCUUUCUUCUGGGCAAAUAAGACACAGCUGUUUCAUACCUCACCCCACAGCCCAAAGGAGAGAGAGCUGUUACUGGAUGCCUCUGUAUCUGCUUUCUUGGUCCUCCACAAGUCCCAGCAGCCUAAGGCAGGCAGACACCCAGCUUGUGCUCCAGGCUCCUGCAGCCACUUAUGCCUUCUGUCUCCUGUCCACCCCAAGGGCUAUAAGUGUGUUUGUCCUGAAGGAAUGUUUCUUUCACCUUCUGGCACAUGUAGUGAGUUAAAACUUGUGUUUUCUUCUGGCAAACGUCUGUACUUGUUGAAAGUUGGCUCUAUGGGAUCUGCCAUAGAGAGAACUCUAGUUGAAGAACAUUCUGGGAACAUCUAUUUAUUGGAUAUUGACUGGAAAAGGAACCUCAUCUAUUGGACGAAUGCUCAGGGACAUCUGGUCUACUCAACUGGGUAUUCUGGACAAAAGCUAGAGAUCUGGACACGGCGUACUGUCUGCUCAGCAAAUGUAGACAUAUCAACAGGGCACCUGUUCUGGCUGCCUUGCGACAGAGGUGCUAUCCAGAAGACCAGCAUUCCUGGAGCCGACACACAUACCCUCUACAGCACCAGCAGCAUCAUACUGCAGCUGCUUCUCGACUGGCCCAGGAGGGUGCUCUAUUGGGUGGAAAGCGGGAAACACUUGCAGAGUCUAACCCUGGAUGGCAAAAUCAGACAGGAGGUCUGGAGAGGCACCUGGACAGCAGACACCCAGAUGGCCUUAGACCUGGGCUCCGCUAGCAUUCUCUGGACUACCAAAGGGUCAGGGUUGCAAAGUCUGAGUCUCCUAAAAAAUAGAACGUACUCUUUGAACAAGUCCUGGAGUGAUGGGCUCAUCGCGGCCCAUGAGCCCUACCUGGUGACGGUGGACCAGGCAGCUCUUGUGCUGUGGAACAGGAAGACGCUGGAGCCCUUCUCAGUGCUGAAGGAAUCAUACGUAAAGAAAAUGAUCAUCUUGGCAGAGAACCAGGAGGUGCCGGAUCCUGAGAUUGAAGGAGCCACAAUGGUCCCUCCUACUCUUCCUCCUCCACCACCUCUACUAUGCACCCGGUCCUCUGUUCCCUGUCGGGAUGGGAAGGAAUGUAUUUCUCGGGAGUCCCUCUGUGACGGCCAGCGUGACUGUCAGGAUGGCUCCGAUGAAGAGAACUGCUCCCAGCUCUGCCACAAACCAGGAGUCUUCCAGUGUCUGGAUGGAAGAAGGUGCAUAGAGGAGAAAUACCACUGCGAUGGGGCUCAGCACUGCUUGGAUGGGUCUGAUGAGCUCAGCUGCUGGAAGCCUGUCGAAGAGUGUUCUCUGCGCUGUGACAACAAGACUCGCUGCAUCCCUAAGAGCUGGCUAUGUGAUGGAAACCCAGACUGUUCUGACAAGAGAGAUGAACAAGGAUGUGGUAGGUUUCAACGGGCUUCCUGAAAGUAUUUUAAACAGUAUUAGAGUUGCUGCUGCUUUUUCAUAGUAGGUAGGUUCUAAAUGAGCAGAUAUGGAACCAUCCUCAUUCCUGGAAGUAAUGCCAGGUUGGGUACCUAUAGAGCCUCUGGUCACAAUGUUUUUAUCAACUGACUGAUACUUAGCCUCUUUGCAUAUGUAUUUCUGUUGAAAGGUGUCAUGAUAUCUGUUGUUGAUUCAUCAGCAUUGAGCUCACAACACUGCCAUUCAGCCCUUAACACAGCUUACCUAAUACAGGUAUUUCUCCUUAAAGCAAGUCACAGCUAUCUUGUGCUCAGGAACAUUAGACAGCAUUUCAGCCCUGUGCUAGGAGGCCAUUCAAUAGAAAAAUCACCAAAA
Marmota monax (woodchuck) is the source of this 3771-nucleotide messenger RNA. Its product is annotated as putative vitellogenin receptor. Bases 1 to 3399 code for a protein of 1132 amino acids. NCBI's taxonomy places the organism in Eukaryota, Metazoa, Chordata, Mammalia, Rodentia, Sciuridae. The transcript has 18 exons. Gene Ontology annotation, molecular function: protein binding; calcium ion binding. The record is from RefSeq and is a predicted model, not a curated record.